Molecule: messenger RNA, 2364 nt
Organism: Microplitis mediator
Lineage: Eukaryota; Metazoa; Arthropoda; Insecta; Hymenoptera; Braconidae
Exons: 2
Coding region: 1140-1427 (95 amino acids)
Source: RefSeq, a predicted model, not a curated record
CCGUAAAUAUCUUCCGUUUAAGAUAUUUAUAUUUAAAGAGUAAUAAUUAUAUUUAUGAAAUAUAUUAUGUACGGAAACUAUUUGUGCAAUUUGAUAAAAAGCAUUACAAUCAUAAUUUAGAAAUAAAAUUAUUAUUUUUUUAAAUUAAUUAUUAUAAUAAUAUAUAAAUGUUAACUUAUUGUUUAUGACAUGCAAUUAUUUAUUUAUUUUAUGUGUACUGAAUAUAUCAUUUUUUUUUUUUUUCUAUUCAUUAGUUAUAAAUUUAAUAACAAUUUUUAUAAAUCCAGUAAAACUUUUAUAUUUGAUUUACAUAAACCAAUAAAAACAAACAAAAAAACGAAAAUGAUUGAGUGAUUAAAUGAAAAAUAAUUUUACGUUCUCACGGUCAAAUGAAAAAAAAAAUAAUAAUUAUGAGCAUUAAACCGGUUGUUAAUCAAGUUAUAAAUUAAGAAUAAUUUAAUGAUAGCAAUCUUUAUAUCUAUUUUAAAUUAAAGCUAAAAAAUGAUCAUCACUUGAAAUAAAAUAUAAAUAAAUAAAAAAGUAGAUACAGGGGAGAGCGCGUGUCCCUAUUUCAGAUCGAUGGACUUUCAUCUUCUGUUCAGUUUGAAUUUCUUUACUUAUGUCGUGUAAGAGAUCAAAUGGUGGCAUGGUGGGAUGCUUUUUCAUAUCAAAUGUCAAAUUACUUGAUCAUUAAUACCAUACAAAGUUGUUGAAGCGAAUGCAUAAUUUUAUUUUUUUAUGUAUUUGUGUAUUUAUUUACAAUAUAAAUAAGUACAUACAGAUCUAAAUAUGCUGUUACUGUAUAGAUAAUUUUCUUUAUAAUUAUGAUUAUUUUACAGCAGAAAAACUGGACACUGUAACACUUACAACAACAUAUCUAUUAUCCAUGAGAUGACUUUCACUUUUGCCAUACAACAACUAAACUCAUACUCACUAACAAACAAAAAUUAACAGUAUAUCAACCAGUAGGAGUAAUUCGGAUUAAACAGAUUUACCAUUUUAUUAUCAUUUUUAUUUUAAAUCUUAAAUAAUUAUUCGAGUGAAACAGUUUAUCGGACCCUUGAUCUUGACCACGCGAUUACAAUUAUUAUUCUGGUAUAUAUAUAUAUAUAUAUCUAAUAAAAAGUUAAAUUGAUAUUAUGAAGAUUAUAAUUUUUUUAUUAUUGUCAUUGUUGUUAUUUGUUGGAAAUAAAUUUAUUGAUGCGUAUGACCCAAAUGAUGAUAAUUUAAAAAAUAUAUUAUUGCCAGACGGUGAAUUUGAAGCAUUUUAUUUAAAAGGAUCACAAAGUAAAGAAGAAAAUGCCGCACGUCCACCGCAUUUACACGGAUCAUAUCACGCUUAUCGUCAUCCUGGAUUGGUAAAUGUACCAAAUAGUCCAGCAUACGGUUUUCGUUUUGAUGGUAAACGAAGAUUUAAUUACGAUUAAAUAUUUUUACGUAGUGGAUACUAAAAAUUCUUAGCUAUUUAUAACAUAUCCAGUGAAUAUGAUAGUAGUAGUAUAGUAAUAACAGUAUCAGCUUUGAUGUAGAGAAUAAUCUACAAACGUAUCAUUAAUCGCGAAACCAAAAGAUCUAUCUCGAUCAAUUCCUGUUUUCAUACAACUCACAACGUCCUGUGUGGUUUUUAAUCUUUUUUUUUAAAUAAUUUCUAAAUUUCUAUUGGAAAAUAAAUUUAAUAAAAAUUUAUGGUGUUAAUAAUAUAAUUUUUUUUUCAACAAGAAUAUAUAUUAAAUAUUAAAAAAUAAAUAACUUUGUGACUUGGUUGGUUUACAACUAUAAUUUAUAAUAAUAUUUUAGCUAAAGUUUUUAUUACAGUUGAUAUACGAAAAAAAAGUUGUGGUAAUUAUAGAAACUUGUGUGCAUACUUUGAUCGAUCAAACACUGCUUUCUAUAAGUUAUUUUAUGUACUAUUUGCUAAAUUAAAUCAAGAAGAGUUGCUGAUUAAAACCAUUCAAGGACACUGGUUUUUCUUAAUUUGAGCUGUAGCUGAGCAAUUAAAAUUGCCAUUAUUGAAAAAACAAACCCUGUAAAAACUUGGUUUUUAUUAGAAAACUCUUUACUACUUUCUUCGCUAUUGUAAAUGAUUUUUUUGUUUUUCCCAUAAACAUUUAACGUGAUAUGUUUUCAUUUUCAUUACUGUCGGUAAUUAUAUCCAAUAGAUGUAUACAUAUAAUACUUGUACUACCAAAAAUCUGGGUAAAUAUGUUAUUAUUCAAAAAUAAAAAUUAAUGGCAACUAUUAACAUGUGAUGAAAACUUGAUGAUGAUAUUAUUAUUUUUUAUCCCAGAAAUAAAUACUCUUUUUAGUUGGUGAAAUUCUGUACAUAAUAUAUAUGUUAAGUAUUGGAGGUUUUUAUUUAUUUAU